GAUUGAUGAGAUACCUUGAAAUUAUAAGAAUGCUGAAAACUGGAUGUAUAGAAGGCAAACUUGUAAAAUUUAAUUUUGAAAAUGAUAUUUCAUUUGAAGAGUGCGCGGAAAUGGUUCCGUCGAAUGUCAGAUUCGGAUCUACGGUAAAUUUUCCUGCCAUGCCGUCGUUUUCUUUCAAUAAGAUGUUUUAUGUAGAAUCCGAAUCCGAUGUGUCGGAGUUUGUUUCAGGUUUUAUCGGCGUAUUCGGUGGAGCUUUGUAAUUCCGGCUACCGUUGUAACCUUAGUAUAUGAACAUCGGCCAGCUGUUCACUACCAGCUAUUUUUAAAAUUACUCAGUUUUUCAACGUGUUUUGUUCGCUUCGAUUCAUUAGUAUUUAGCAAUCGAUAUUGCUGCAUUCAAGUCACAAAAUUGGUUCAGUAUUUACGUUAAUCAUAAAAUUAUUGUGUAAAUUUUUAAAUCCUAAUGCAACUUUUCCAGAAAUUGAUUUUAAUGAGUCGCGCCUGAGUCAAUCAGAAAAUUAAUUUCACUGUCUUAUUCGAAGAAUACAAGGUUACAGCUGACAUAGCUCGUAGCUGAUUUGUAAGAUCGUUAUUAACGCUAUUAUUACGAUUAUUUACGAUAUAAUUAAAUUUGUACCGUUAUUAUGAUGAAUUGUUAUUAUUGUGAUUAUUAUUUUUCCUGGCAUCAUCCCCAUAACGGGAGCAGUUUGACCGGUAUAGGUCUGACCUUGGCAAUGAAAACAUUUAAAAGACAGGAUGUGCAUUCUUACGAAAAUCGUCAGGAUUUCUGCAAUUUCUGUCGUGACACUUGAAACAAAAUUAGAACCUGAAGAAUUACCAGUAGCAACGAGUCCUGUUCCUGUUGUCGAAGACGAACUAGGCGCAUCGCCUUUGCCUUGUUUAGUCUCCACAUCACUCCCAUCAAAUAUGCGUAUUCCUCGCUCUUCGCCACUGUCACGCCACACGAAACCUAAUCAUUUAUGGUGCUUGAAACUGCAUUGCGAAAAGCUUUUGGCGGUUUAAAAUCAAUAUUAAGAGUCGAGAGUUUCGUUCUCAAACUCAAAGACACCUUGAUUAUUUCGCUAACUUCCGUAUCGUUCGUCUAAUUCAAAUGAUAAUACAUAAGGAUCUGUCUUCUCUUUAAUUAGUUUAAAAACACCGUUAUUGCAUUAAUUAAUAAUGAUUUAUUGGAAAGCUUUCGCUUUUUUCUUCCUGUCAACGCGUUUAUCGUCUUAAAUCGUCUCUUUUAAUUUUUUUGCAAGAAGCAUCGCCUUUAUUCUCUUCUUCCAGGCUGCGUACAAAACCAUGUGAGCCGGAAUUUCAGCCAUCUUAUUGCACGAAGAAGUAAAACAUGAAUCGGACCAAUUCGAUAGCAUAGACGAAACGGAACUCUUUCUUGGAGAACGAGAGCAAACAAUAGGAGAAUUGAAUAGAUCCGGAUCUAUUGAUAUUACCGGUGCACGAAGCAGUUUUGGAGUCAGAUACGUUUUUUUGAAUAUUAAACGAUUCGCGCUUACGAUCUCUUGCUUUGGAUUUAGAUUUAUUGUGGUUUCAGGUGUCGGUGGUUGAAGAUUAUCGCCUUGAUUCGAUGUGGAAGAUGUUUUCUUGAAACCAACGAAUGAUUCGCUUACUCGAUCACCGGAAGAAAUCUGGUAACAAUUUAUCGCGAGGAUCUUCUUCGCCUUUUUGCCCUUGAGUCUUCUGAUCUCGUUCUAAUUUUUUCUACAAGUACCUCAUGCUGAGUAGCUAGGUUUGAGAAAGACUUUCAAUUCACAUGUGGUGUUUGUGAGUUGGAGCAAGGGAUCUCAAUGUUUUUGGUCAACUUGAGAGUUUUGUUUCGAUUCCCAAUUUUGGAACCAUUUAAAACAGACUACCUUUUUUAUCGAUUUUUUCUCAGGCGUUUCGGGUUUUUGAGCGAACGAAAAAAUAGAUCGUAAUUUGCAUACGUCUUCGGUAACAGAAUUUAAAUUUUUUGUUCGCGUGGACGACAAGUUUGACUGAAACAAACACGAUUAUCGCCAUGAUAAACCUGUUUUGCUAUCAUGUUGUUUAAUAAGCCGAAUUUAAGGAUUUUUCACCACAGACACGAAUUUUUCGAAAUCCAACUCCUUCCGGCUAUUAUAAUAAAUACGUUAAAUGGUUUUUGUGCAUUGCUCUUUCCGGCAUUUGUAUAAUUUGUCGAUUAAAUAUACGCGUACCGAAAUUUAAUAAUAGAGCUCGAGCAACUUCUUCUUUGGGUAUGAUUUAUCGUUACGACAGAAAAGGUGGUCUAAACGAUAGGCCCGACAAUUAAAGGAAGUGCCCGACCAAAAAAGAAAUUGAACGACAAUCAUAUAUUUGUACGACAGAUAAAAAAUGUCCACGACAAAUGAAAAAUUGAACGGCAGUUGAAUAAAUUUAACGACAAUAGGUAGUGAAAAAAAAAAUCACGACAGAAAUAUCUGUUAACACGUCUAUUUUUAUUUUAAUCCAUCAACACGCCUAUUUUUACCAAAAAAGUUACAAAUCGAAUAAAAUGAAAAAAAAAAUGAAAAUUUUCAUAAAAUGAUAGGUGGGUAGUUCUCAAAAAGUGGUAAAUUUUAUGUACACAGCAAAUUUCUCAACUGUUUUAGCAUGAUUUUUUUUGGUCCAUGCAACCAUCACCUCCCUCACAUUUUACAUUUAGUAUUGAGAUUUUUAGUCACCCUUUCAUUAGUGUACAUUCGAUUUUAUACCCACAUUCUCAUUAUCAUAGAACACUAAUAGUAUAUUAUUGUGCAAAUUGCAAUCUCAAUAAGUCCAUAGGAAGCUCACAUUUGAAAAUUGUCACACAGUUUUUACUGUAAUUUUAGAGCAAUUUUGAAUUAUUUUUGCUAGCUUCCCAAUCCAAUAUUUUAUUUAUUGCUUUUUCGUGUAUUUUCAGAUAUGCAAUUAGUCGAACAUUGUUCUGUCGUUGUAAAAUUUUAUUCUGUCGCUUAGACAUGCUUUUUUUGGCGAGAGGAGUUGUGAUUCAUAAUUAAAAAUAGUUGUGCUGACUCAUUAUUUUGUCGUUGAAAACCUGUCGUUGUAAACACCUAAGUUGUCGCUACCACAACUUUUAUUGUCGUUUGCUGUUGUCGUUCAAACACCCUUUUCUGUCGACCUGUCGUGCGAUUAUAUUGUACAAGCAAAUAUUACCCGUCCUACGGACGGGUCAUCCAUAAAAAUUCAUUUUCAGUAAAUAAAACAAUAAUGAAAAAUUACAAUGCAAAGUUUCAUAACGGCUAUUUUAUUUUAUUUUUUUGUGUUUUCAACGUAAAAAUUACUAUUAAAAUGAAGAAUGCGCGAGAGUAAGAAAACACCACGUGUCAUUGGUACCUUGGCUUGAAAGUAAAAGUAUUCAAAAAAAAUUGCUUCGCUUUCCUCCUUUGCUAAAAUUUCCAUUUUCAUAUAGAUUAAGAUUAUGUAUGAAAGGCUAGGGAUCCAUCCAUCCAGAAAAUUAAAUUCAGCAUCCUAAAAAAUCCAUACAUUCAUACCCAUGUUGAAUUUUUUGGAAUUUCAUAUCCCCCUCCCCCCUGAGGGCUUACCGAAUUUUAGGAAACUGUAGUCUUUCGAACUGAAAUGUUGGUUCACUCAUAAAGUCAUAAACAAUUUAUUUUUGCUCAAAAUUGUUAUAUUUCCACUGUGAUAUAUCGAAUUGUAUGUUUUUGGUGACGUUGAACCCGAAUAGACCGCCCCCACAACCACCCCCAAGGGUAAAAUUCAAAAAAAUUGGUAGGGGCCGUGGAUAGGCCCAAUCAAAAGUGAAUCACGACUUUAGUUAUGGACCGAUUUUUUUGAAAUUUUGUAGGAACGCCUGAAUCCUUAUAUCAGUUGAUAAAAUUUUUAGUCGAACCCUCUACCCAUAUUCCAUAAAAAACCUCUAUGUAGUUUCAUCCCUUGAAAAGAGGCCACAUUAUACUUUUCUCAGGCCUGUAUAGUUUCCUAAAAAUCAAAAUUUUCACGGGAGGUGCUGUAAGUGGGAGCUACCAUUAAAAUUCGGAAAAAUGUCCAUAGAUGUACUUUUUGAUGCUUUUUCGAAAUAUUCAAUUUUCGAGCUGGGAUCUUUUAAUGGAGGUGGAGCACCUCCUCCCCCAAAUUUGGACAAAACUUUCAAAAGAAAAGCUGAGGCAUGUGAUAUAUCGAAUUGUAUGUUUUUGGUGACGCUGAACGCGAAUAUGAAGUCAGACUUUGAUUGAACCCCAUACAUGGAAAUCAUUAUUCAUUACCUAACUGUUGGAAUUUUACCUAUUUGGGGAGGUUCUAUAGGGCCCAUGGGUGAGGUCAAUUUGAAAAACUAAGGUUAUAUUUGUGUUCAGCGAUAUCGAAAACAUUUACUAUUUCAUGUGUCACACGAAUGAAAUCAUUUUGUUCACUUUUACCCCCUCUGGGAAAGUGCUGGGGCUCAUGGAUGAAGUCCAAUCAAAAAUUUAACGCCAUAUUCGUGUUCAGUGUCACCAAAAACAUACUACAUAUUUCACGUGUCACACGAACAAAAGCAGUUUUUUCAACUUUCACCCCAUUUGAGGGGGUGCUGGCGACCGUGAAUGGAGUCCAAUCAAAAAUCUGACGUCAUAUUCGGGUUCAGCGUUACCAAAAACAUUCAAUUCGAUAUAUCACAUGCCCCAGCUUUUCUUUUGAAUGUUUUGCCCAAAUUUGGGAGAGGAAGUGCUCCCCCAUAGGAUAAAUCAUCUAUAUCACUAAAUUUCUUGUAAUUUUCACCAAUACAUUGCAACGUCGCAAUCCCAUAAAAAAUAUAGUUACAAAUUUUAAAGAGCUUCCGCCCUCAACAUGGACCUGUUAUCUUUUCUUUUUCAAAAUUACAUCCUAAAAAAAUCUUUUAAUUUCUAAAAUUUUAAACGCCAAAAAAUUAACUACUUACUUGCAUAAAAAAACGCAAGUUUUUAGUUCUCUCAAAAUAUAAAUUUUCUCAAUUUUCCACCCUAGCUUUUUAAAAGUCAUAUCCCUAUAUCAGUCAGAUUAAAUUUUCAGUCGUACCCCCUCCCCCUUACCAUAAAAAAUCCUCUAUGUAGUUUCAUCCCUAGAAAUUACCCACAACACCUUAUCACAUAAAAAUGGUUUCGGGAAUUAGUUUGCAGAAUAAAGUUCGGCCUUCCAACAGCAUUUGAUAAAAUUUCGUGAAAAUUAAAAAAUCUGCUAGAGACUCCUGGAAUUUUCGAAAAAUCGCUAGAGGCUCCAAAAUGGCUUGAUCCUACCUGAAAUCGUCUUCAGAGGGUGUUAAAAUUGGUGUGUAGAGUAAAAUUCAACUUUCCAUGUCCAUUUGAUAAAAUUUUUGGAAAAUAUAAAGUUUCAAAAAUCUCGAGCUUAUUUCAUGUUACCGAGUGUCACCUCAGGCCGCUAGGGAAGGAAGCAUAUAUCGAUAUCAAUAUCGAUUUAUCGAUUAAAUUAUAAGUGAUAAAGCAUUCAACAACGUUCUAGAUAAGAAUAAAGUAACGAAUAUAUUUCGAAGCUUGCACAAAAACUUAACUUUUCUUGUUUGUUUAUAUAAUAAAAUAAAAUGGGAGAUGAAAAAGAGUCUACGAAUGUGCGUCGUGAGUUCGAGAAAGAUACAGACAGUGAUGAUAAUAGAACGGAUUCUAGUGCAGCCGGCACUAGCUCACCGCGAUUUCCCGCCAUCACUCGUAGGCACGUCAAUACGAAACUAAAAGUCGCAGCUAAGAUUAAUAAUUCUUGUAUGAAGGGAUUUGGUCCUCUACCACGGAUCACCGAUCCCUCGGGUCAAGUUAGUGAUCCCGCUGCUAAAGUGGAUACGGCGGUAAAAGUCGCCGCGACGAUGGCUUCGUGCCUGGCUGGAUUUGCUCCUAUACCGCCACUCCCGGUUCCAAUUAGCUUACCUAAUCUCUCGGUUGAAGCUGAGUUUUCGCGAAAUGAAAGUGAAACUAAUAGCGAGCCGAUAGGCAUUCCGAAUAAACAAUUUCCGGCUCCAGAAACUACAUCAGAUCCAAGCUUUGCAGGUAUAAGUUCAGCUCAAGGUCCUGCUAUUGUUAGUCAGAGAAUUUCCGAUACGAAGGUUGAAGUAAAAGCAAAUAUUCCUGUCAGUCUGAUUGGAUCUGUACCACUACCCGACGGUGAAUCUUUCUCCGGUAAAGUAGCAGUCAACAGAAAAGUAACCGAUACAAUAAGCGUACCGGUAGAUAAGCUGGCCCUAGAAGUUGGUCAGACGAUGCUUUUCUAUUACGGAACGGACACUUGCAACCGGUUCAUGAAUCGUAUCAAAAACCUGCCCAACGACGUAGAAAGGGCAAGAAAAAUGACCGAAUUCUUGGAAUAAGAGAUCCUAUUUAUCGAAGUAAAUUUAUUAAUAGUUAGUAUCUUGUCAGUUUUGAGACAAAUGAUUUUGUUUUUCAGUGAUAUACUGUAACUCUAAUUACAAUACAUGUUUUUUAAAGCUACCA
Molecule: messenger RNA, 6413 nt
Organism: Planococcus citri (citrus mealybug)
Lineage: Eukaryota; Metazoa; Arthropoda; Insecta; Hemiptera; Pseudococcidae
Exons: 5
Coding region: 5516-6289 (257 amino acids)
Source: RefSeq, a predicted model, not a curated record